CCGUUUCCCACUCCUACGAAAUCCGCUCUAUMCAAUGCGACCACCUGAACAGGAUUAGCGCUAAGUCGUGGUAUAAACAGUUGGUUCUAGUUUCGAAUAACCCGAAUAAAAAUAAUUUCAAAUACAACUAUAUUUCCAGCAGCGUACUAGGGCAUUAAUGGGUCGCUGGAUUUGUUAGUCGCAGUGUAUAAUUUGUACCUCUUCCACAGGUCACCUGGAGAAUGACGUCCAAGGUUGUCAUGGUGUUUUUCUUUAUAUCUUCAGUGUUUGUUUUGUCAACAUCAAAAAGAGAUUGUGAUGCCUUAUAUUAUGUAGGUUAUUCACUGACAGGUUCGCCUUCGCAAUGUCGACCACAAUGCAUCAGUAUUAGCAAAGCAUCAUGGGAGGCUAUCAAGUGCAGGCAACGAGCCGCCGCUUUUUGCUUCUUCCAUCAAACAAACCUUAAAAUGUCCUUGCUCAAGAUCUUCACUAAUUGGUUGACUCUUUGUCUAAGUUUCCUUUCAUUUGCAGCGCUGGGAAAAGCAACUGAUACAUUUUUAGAACGAAUUUAAACUCGUAGCAAAGUGCGCUACUCUUGAAAAGGCGUUUAGCUGUCACAAGAUGACCUAAUCUAAGUCUGUUUAUGUACCAUUACAUUUUGUUUACUCUAAAUUAAAUAGGAAUCCUCUAGGAAUCCAGCUACCUUUUGAGUUCGACAGGGAAUUGACAAAAUUAAUGGCCACCGCAAAAAAUGAUCAGACGUUUUUUAAGUACUUAAUGUAGUUUCUACUUAGGUUAUAAAAUGCAACAGAAAGGAAAAAUGUUCAAAGGAAAACAAUCAUAGUGACGUUGAUAAUAAACACUGACAUCAAGUCUACAUGAAGCGUAAUUAAAAAGAUAAAACAUACGCUUAAAUUAAUCUUGAGCAUUAAAAUUAAACGUAACGUACUCUGUAAUAGACCUAACGGCUGCGAAAUGAAUUAGAUUAGAGCUAAAAUAUCACCUCAGGCAGUUUAACCAAGACUCUAAUCGACUAAGGAUCACCAGUGUCAACUGUGAUUGUGUGUAUUUUGUGUUGAUAGCUGUCUCUCAUCUUUUAACAAAUCAAGAAUUGACUGUGUAAAUAAAUUAGCAGUAGCUUAAAUGCCUUUGGAUACUGGAAGUCUACGGCCAGUGUGUAUAGGUUUGCUGCGAGGGUAGACCAAAGCUAAGCACUUCUGAUUCUCUUUGUGAAGACUCUAAUGAUGGCGAAGUUCACCGUUCAAAAGGUUUGUCUUUUGCUAAUGGUUGUAUUAAACAUGGCUUUAUCUGCAAAGCCAAGUUCAGAGAUGUCUUCACUUCAUCAUCAAAUGUCACGUGAUGAACUAGAGUGGUAUUUUGGAGUGUCGUCUCCUUAUCAAGUGCCGCAUUACGAUGUCGUCACACCAUUCCUAUCCGACCAAGAAGGACGUUUCCAAGGUUACCAGAUGCAGACACYCAACGAGCUAMCAAGGCAAUAUUACACAAUCCCUUCGAGAGACAAACCGCUUCUGAUAUCAGUCUCUCCUAGAAACGCGUCGACCUCAAAACUUAUCUCGAUAGAAACACACCAUGGAAAUGGCUCCYUAACAGGAACAAAGUGGAACGCGCACCUUUGUUUUGGUCACGUGAUGUCACAUCCGGGAUCGUUGGUUGCUAUUGGAAACGUCGAUGGGCUGGAUGGGAUAAUACAGACGUAUCAAUUCGUCUGGUACAUUCGCCCUUUGUCUACUCGACUGAUAAAGCKAAGAGAGGCAGGGCGUGGCACACCACAUGUUGUCACGAGGUURAAGAGGGAUGUCCUACCUGACCUAAAACUGUUMAGUUACCUAAACGAUGCGUUGCGCAAYCGUGAAUCAAAGCACAAGUAUCUAGAGCUGGCUAUAGUUGCUGAUAAUUAUGCUAUAUCUAGUAUAGGYAAUAGAGACAUUGAUAUCAAACAUCARCUUACUAUGUUGGCUGUCCUUACUAAUUUAAUGUUUCACGACGAAAGUAUUGGGGAGCGUAAAAUUGCUGUCAUACUCAUUAAGAUUGUCUUGAAGAAAGAUGGGCUCGGGUAUCGCAAGGCUGACUCAAAUAAACAUAAACUUUUCAAGUUUGGUGAAUGGGCGUCAAAGGCGUUCCCUCACGAUGACAAGGAUGYAGGACAUCCUGAUGUGGCUGUGCUUGUGACAAAGGGAAUGAAAGGAGGUCUUGCUASUUAUACAACGACCUGCCUUAGCACCUUUGGYAUAGGUCUAGCAAACGACUUUGGCUUAGGAACAGCUCAAAUUAUGGUUCAUGAGAUCGCACACACACUUGGUGUUAGCCAUGAUGUAGACAAUGGGUGUGCUGAUGGAAGAAAUUUGAUGUCAACUGCCAUUACCGGUGGUAAAGAUCCAAGACGAUGGUCAUCAUGCAGCAAAAAAUUGAUACAAGCUUUCCUAAGUGGCCCUGAGUCCAAGUGCCUUGACGACAAACCGGGACAAACGGUACACGAGCCAGAAAUAUUCAAAAUCAAACUUCCUGGACAAGUGUAUGAUGGGGAUGAACAAUGCAGAAAGGCAUACGGCAAGACGUUUCGUCGCUGUAGGAAACAGUUUUGGUGUAUCAAAGGAGUGUGCGUUGAUGAUGGUACAUCAAUGGUCGAUGGUGGGUGGAGUAGCUGGAAGUAUACCCCGUGUACACAUACUUGUSGUGGUGGRGUUCAAUGGAAGGAAAGGACGUGUACCAACCCAGCGCCAAGUGGUGGAGGAAUGAAAUGUGAAGGUCCCGAGAUGUUAGCAAACUCGUAUAGAAUCUGUAACCCUCAUGAAUGCCCUAGUGAUGCAAAGUCUUACCGAGACGAACAGUGUGCAAGUAAAUAUGACCAAAGCUACAAAGGCUUUAUCAGCUCAAGCGCUCCAUGUGAUCUGAAAUGUAGACGAGGAUCUGCAGUUUACACGAAUGGGAUUUUAAGAGAUGGUACAAGAUGUAGUGACGAUCCUAACAUUAAGGAUAUCUGUAUACAGGGAAAAUGUCGGAAAGUUGGAUGUGAUAAUGUUCUUGAAUCAGGAGUCUCGUUUGAUCGAUGUGGACAAUGCAAUGGUGAUAGUACCAAGUGUGCACUUGUAAGGGGAACGUACACCAAGGAUUAUCGCUCUUGGGGAAUCAAAGCUUCUGGCAUCAUGUUUACAGCUCCAAAAGGGGCCACUCACAUCUAUGUGCACGAGAAAAACAAAGAUUAUAAUCUAAUAGGGGUGCAAGAUUCCAAGGGUCAAUAUCUCAUCCYACUUCCAUCGUACAGCAAGACGGUCAAAGCUGCAGGCACAAGCAUCAGAUACCAUAGCGAACAAAUGGCGGAUAAAGAAUGGCUUUAUGUCAAAGGCCCAAUAAAUCAGCCAUUACGAUUUACGUUCAUCUACUUUGGUCACCCAAACAAGGGAGUUAAUUACCAAUAUUAUGGACCUGGAAAAUCGGUUGUCACCGCUGACCAAGUACACUGGAAGUAUUCAUCGUGGAGCGCAUGCUCACAGUCAUGCGCUGGAGGUGUGCAAAAGCGUACAGUGGAAUGCAAACGACAAGACGACAAAACAUUCAUGAACGAUAAAGUGUGCGAGAAGAAGGAAAAGAAGCCAGAGAAGACCCGACCUUGCAARACCUCACCAUGCAAAMCUGAGUGGUUUGUUUCAUCCUGGAGACCUUGCUCUAAAACCUGCGGCAAGGGAACGCAAACACGACGAGUUAUAUGUCGUCAGAGAGUCACUCAGCUGAUAUACAAGACUGUUGAUGAUGGUUUAUGUCGAGGGAAAAAGCCAAGUCCUUUAUCACAGUCAUGCAACCAAAUUGCUUGUAAACCCGAAUGGACACCGCUUGGCUGGGGAAAGUGUUCCAAGACGUGUGCAGGUGGAGUUAUCUCGCGAGGAUUGUCAUGUAGACGUCUUAACGAACAUGGUGUUUACAUGUCAUUGGUACCUCAUAUGUGUCGUCAUGCUCCACGCCCAACRACUCAAGAAUCAUGUAACGAUGAUGUCCUGUGUCCUAUUAGUCCRGAGGUUGACAACGGGAAAACACCACCUUACAAGCCACUUGGUUGCUAUCGCGACAGUUAUCCCCAUGCAGUWCCAGUCUACCUCGGGAGCAUGCGCAAUAAGAUCAAGUGGACAAACAUGAAGUCUACAGUAGACGCAUGCGCACGACUGGUUAAACACCGCAAUCCAACUUACAAAGUGUUUGGUGUGAAGUUUUACGGAGAGUGUUGGUCGGGUCCAAAAGCAUUUGAGACAUACGAUAAAUACGGGACGUCCGUUGCUAAGGAUUGCUACUCUGGAGUCGGUACACACUACACCUACUACGUUUAUAAGUAUAUAUAAACAAACCAACCAUUUAUGUACUUGUAAUACAUAGCAAAUCCAUGCAGCUUUUUAUUUGUGAUUAUUAUAGUAUAAGACGUGGGAUUCAGUUUGACGUCGAUAUAGCGAAUCUUGUUCUCUUCUUUCACAUUCUUCAUAAUACCUUCUGUUCUUGAGAACAUGGUAUUGUCAUUUAUAUAAAACGUAUUGUAAUUUAAAAUGRAUUUGAAUGACAAUUGUCAACCCCCGAAAGAGAAGGCAUUACAGAUAUAGUARAUAGUAUAUAGAAAGUAGUGACUUCAAUGACUACAGUAGUAUACCGUAGCACAGAGAGCCCAUAUUUUGAUUGUUGUAUAGUUUUUUUUGUUGUAUUAAAAGCUACUCUAUUUAA
This is a messenger RNA of Exaiptasia diaphana, 4698 nucleotides long. Its product is annotated as A disintegrin and metalloproteinase with thrombospondin motifs 6. Lineage: Eukaryota; Metazoa; Cnidaria; Anthozoa; Actiniaria; Aiptasiidae. Gene Ontology annotation, biological process: extracellular matrix organization; proteolysis. The transcript has 24 exons. Gene Ontology annotation, cellular component: extracellular matrix. The coding region runs from base 1221 to 4328 and encodes 1035 amino acids. Gene Ontology annotation, molecular function: metalloendopeptidase activity. The record is from RefSeq and is a predicted model, not a curated record.